Cercocebus atys (sooty mangabey) is the source of this 1702-nucleotide messenger RNA. RefSeq names its product diphthamide biosynthesis 7 (gene DPH7). The transcript is spliced from 9 exons. Gene Ontology annotation, molecular function: protein binding. Lineage: Eukaryota; Metazoa; Chordata; Mammalia; Primates; Cercopithecidae. Bases 153 to 1373 code for a protein of 406 amino acids. The record is from RefSeq and is a predicted model, not a curated record.
AAGGAGUCGCGAGAGAGGCGGCACGGGCUGACAGUGUCCCUGAGCCUCCGAGGUCGUCUCGCCGGCACCGGCGUCGCCGCCCAGCGCAGUGCCCAGCCCGGCCCUGCCGACCUGCCUCUACCGCCGGCUCCGCGGCCUUCCCCGAGGGCUGGAUGAUGGGCGCUUUCGCCCUGCAGACGGUGGACACCGAGCUGACCGCGGACUCGGUGGAGUGGUGCCCGCUGCAAGGCUGCAGGCACCUGCUGGCGUGCGGGACCUACCAGCUGCGGCGGCCGGAGGACCCGCCUGCCGACCCCCAGAGCAAGGGUAGAAUGGAAGUUGAGGAGCCUCGAGUCCGCUUAGGCCGUCUCUUCCUAUACAAUUUCAAUGAGAACAACUCUACUCACCCUCUGGUCGAGGUCCAAAGAAAAGAUACUUCUGCAAUCCUGGACAUGAAAUGGUGUCACAUCCCGGUGGCUGGACAUGCCCUCUUGGGCUUGGCAGAUGCCAGUGGAUCCAUACAACUGCUCCGCCUGGUGGAAUCUGAGGAGAAGAGCCACGUGCUGGAGCCAUUGUCCAGCCUUGCCCUGGAGGAGCAGUGUCUGGCUUUGUCCCUAGAUUGGUCCACUGGGAAAACUGGAAGGGCCAGGGACCAGCCCUUGAAGAUCAUCAGCAGUGACUCCACAGGGCAGCUCCACCUCCUGAUGGUGAAUGAGACGGCGCCCAGGCUGCAGAAAGUGGCCUCAUGGCAGGCACAUCAGUUCGAGGCCUGGAUUGCUGCUUUCGAUUACUGGCAUACAGAAAUUGUGUAUUCAGGGGGCGAUGAUGGCCUUCUGAGGGGCUGGGACACCAGGGUACCCGGCAGAUUCCUCUUCACCAGCAAAAGACACACCAUGGGCGUGUGCAGCAUCCAGAGCAGCCCCCACUGGGAGCACGUCCUGGCCACAGGAAGCUAUGAUGAGCACAUCCUACUGUGGGACACACGGAACAUGAAGCAGCCGUUGGCAGACACGCCUGUGCAGGGUGGGGUAUGGAGAAUCAAGUGGCAUCCGUUCCACCACCACCUGCUCCUGGCCGCCUGUAUGCACAGUGGCUUUAAGAUCCUCAACUGCCAAAAGGCAAUGGGUGAGUGGGGACCCGUGGCUGCUGGGCCUCAGGGCAGGGCACCAGUUCCCUGCCCCCUCGCUCUGCUGAGCUCUUCCCUCAGCUUUUACACGCUCCCAGGGUCGCACCCUAGACUUGGUCGUGAUACCUGGCUGCAGGCUACAGCAGCCACCACGCGUGACUGUGGCGUGAACCCGGAAGAAGCAGACUCGACCUUCAGCCUCCUGGCCACCUGCUCCUUCUAUGACCAUGCGCUCCACCUCUGGGAGUGGGAGGGGAACGGAGCUUGAAAUCAUGAAGCCCCUUCCCAUAAGGAAACCGGGAGGGAGACUGAGUGAAUGCCCCGGACCACCUCAUCGGAGAUGCUUACUGCAGCCCUGCAGGCGCCUGUGCACUGAUGGAAUCCACAGUGUAGUCAGAAAAGCUGUUGACUUCUCUUAAAUCAGCUUCCCUGCUAGGCCCCUGAAAAUGGACUGGGUGAUUCUCUCUGGCAGACAGUGGGGAAGAGACUCAGUUCCCAGCUUGCAGAUUUGUUAAGUUUUUCAGGCAGAUUUUGACUUUCAGCCUUUCAUACUUGUUUAAGCAACUAUUUAUAUUAAAUGAAGUUUUUUGAAAAACA